AUGAUCUAUCCUAGACAAGCAUCGACACUAAAAGACUUCAUUCUGCACAUCUCGAAUCUCAUAAGGAUACAAAAUUAUAAUGUUGGUCACGAGGAUAUUCUUGAUGAUAUUUAUGCUCUUAUUCGACGUAAUAACUUACCAAUAACACUGGUUGGAAAUUCAUAUCGUGGUAUUGGUGUUAGUGAUGUGAUUUUUGAUGCUCGACUUGAAAUUGAAUAUCUUAAUUUAGACACUAUGAAAAGAAAACAGUGA
This is a messenger RNA of Rotaria sp. Silwood2, 252 nucleotides long. The record is from the annotation of a GenBank genome assembly. NCBI's taxonomy places the organism in Eukaryota, Metazoa, Rotifera, Eurotatoria, Philodinida, Philodinidae.